UUGGGGAGCCCAAAUUUGCCUGCCGCGCAACUUCCACUCUAAUUCUGGGACCAAGGGCCCUGGCAGCGGUUUGCAGCCUGGGGGCCACGCUCCCCAGGCUCAGGCCUGCUCGUUGGCCUGCUCCUAGUGCCUGGACCCAGUUGGGGGAGGCGAAACAGGGCGCCCGAGGAGCACCCCGGGAGAGGGCGGAGCACUUCCGUGCCCCGGGGCAGGAGUGCAGGGAGCUCCCGCGCCCGGAACGUUGCGAGCAAGGCUUGCAAGCGUCGCAGGGGGGCACUCGCGAGGGACGGACAGGAAGAGGGCCAGGGGGGAACGCCAGAACCCGGGACCACAGCACGGAAACGGCCCGGGGCUGAGCUGCAGUCAGAUCCGGGGAUGGAGGGAGCCGGAGAAGAGGAGUGAGAAGGCCGGGGAGGCAGGCCCUGCUGUCUUCCUGCAGGCCGGCAGCCUGCUGGCAGUGGAGGACCAGGCCGUCCAGGAAAGGAAGGGGUCAGGAGGUCGGGCAGGGCCUCAGCAGGUUCAGACAAGUCCCCAGAAGGGAGCUGCAGGCGCCCUCGAGUCCAGGCCCCAAGCCUGGCUCCGGUUGUCCAAAGAGGGCCUAGGCCAGGCCUCUGGUGCGGAAACUGAGUCACAGCCAGACCUCAGGGCACGGCCUAGACGCUUACCAGCCAAAGUUAGGGGUAGAGAGCAGAGACCUUCGGGGGGUCUCAGGGAGUAAGGGGCUUCAGGGCCUCCCAGUCUAGAGCCGGAUUGGCGAGUUAGACGCUUGUAGAUCCAAGGUUGGAUUGGGGUGGGGUCUCUGGGACGUUGGAUCGCUACGCAAGGAUUGGGGGGAUUCAAGUGCUUAGAGAUCGAAGUCUGUCCUGGGUAGGGGGAGUCAGACAAUUGGAAAGCCUAGGUCGUUAUUUGGGGAGGGGUCUCUACGCCUUGGCGAAGCGCACAGCUGCAUCUUUUUGGCUUGAGGCCUGAGGCCUUGUCGAGAAGCUUCCGUGAAAGGGUGGGCCAGCCGGGCCACGAGAAAGAAAGUGAAUAAAUCAGGAAUAUAAGUGGGCGGGGGGCCCCUGAGAGGGGGGUCGCAAAGGGUGAGACAUGGCCACCAGGCGUUUAACCGACGCUUUCUUGUUGUUGCGGAAUAAUUCCAUCCAAAACCGGCAGCUGUUAGCCGAGCAACUUGCUGAUGACCGUAUGGCACUGGUGUCAGGCAUCAGCUUAGAUCCAGAAGCAGCGAUUGGUGUGACAAAACGGCCACCUCCUAAGUGGGUGGAUGGAGUGGAUGAAAUUCAGUAUGAUGUUGGCCGGAUUAAGCAGAAGAUGAAAGAAUUGGCCAGCCUUCAUGACAAGCAUUUAAACAGACCCACCCUGGAUGACAGCAGCGAAGAGGAACAUGCCAUUGAGAUAACUACCCAAGAGAUCACUCAGCUCUUCCACAGGUGCCAGCGUGCCGUGCAGGCCCUGCCGAGCCGGGCCCGGGCCUGCUCCGAGCAGGAGGGGCGGCUGCUUGGGAACGUGGUGGCCUCGCUGGCGCAGGCCCUGCAGGAACUCUCCACCAGCUUCCGGCACGCACAGUCGGGCUACCUCAAACGCAUGAAGAAUCGAGAGGAAAGAUCCCAGCAUUUUUUCGACACAUCAGUACCACUAAUGGAUGAUGGAGACGAUAACACUCUUUACCAUCGGGGUUUUACAGAGGACCAGUUAGUUCUGGUGGAGCAGAACACACUGAUGGUGGAAGAGCGGGAGCGAGAGAUUCGCCAGAUUGUACAGUCCAUUUCUGACCUGAAUGAAAUAUUCAGGGACUUAGGAGCGAUGAUUGUAGAACAGGGUACAGUCCUUGACAGAAUUGACUAUAACGUUGAACAGUCCUGUAUCAAAACUGAAGAUGGUUUGAAACAGCUUCACAAGGCAGAACAGUAUCAAAAGAAGAAUCGGAAGAUGCUUGUGAUUUUAAUAUUAUUUGUCAUCAUCAUUGUGCUCAUUGUUGUCCUCGUUGGCGUGAAGUCUCGAUAAGUGGCAUUGGGUUUUCGUGUGUGCCGCACGUGUGGAUCUCCCGGGUGUGAGGGGCUUGGCCUGCGCCCCGCCAGCUGCCCGCAGAGGUGCAGCCUCGAGGAAUCUGAGGGCGUCGGGGCAGCGAACCUUUCCAUCCACGGACUCCUCCUCCCCUAGUCCUGCUCAAGCGGUCCGGGGAAUGGGUUUUUGUUUUUCCUUCAUUGUUGAGAAUUUAAGGACCUUUGAUACUGCUGCACAAUAGAGAUUGAGUUCUGGGAUCAGUUAUAAUAUAUAUUUUUUUUAGAAAGAGAAAAUGAGCUGAGAGUUUACAGGCACUGCAGAAGCUGUUCAGUAUUGUAUGUGUAUAUGCUAUUUUUUUAGCAGCCAUGUCUGAGCAGAAUGUUAAAAUAAUUUUUGGAAAAAUUUUCUUUAAACCAUCUGGUUUUUAAGAAAUUUGGUACCAAAAAUUGAUGAGUAGAGGCAAAAAUGCCCCUUCAUCUUUCUCUAUAUAUUUUCCAGUUGAAAACAAAGAAGUCCUUUAAGAAUUUAUAAUCCGUUCCCCAUUAACUUAAUUUAGCUUUUCCAUCACUGUUAAUGAUCAGAGUAACAAAGUGUGAAAAAUAAGAAACCAUCAUUGAUGUUAAUUAACACAUUUAGAUGGGCCAGUUAAAACAGCUUCAUAAGUUUUAAAUUAAUUGUAAAUGGAAUAUUCCUCAUUUAAAAUUUUUGCACUGCAUUUUCUACUGUAAACCAAAAAAAAAGUUACUAAGCAAAACCACCUAAAUUUAAGUUGGUGAUUUAAAUGAAUCUCACAUUAAAAGAAAGCUUGACAGUGUUAUGAAAGCCACCAGACUCAGCCAGUGUGUCCCCAUGGGUAUCCCCAGCCAUCCUUGCUCAAUCCAUUACUUAUAUACUAACUACAUAAUGACCAGUUCAAACCAGACUCUAUUUAAUGAACUGUGAAUUUACACAGAGGCCAUUUUAAAUGGGUCACCCCAUUUAGGAUUAGUGGAUCUCAAAUUAUUAACCAAACAUCACUCCAUUUCAAAGUAAAAUAUUCCACCAGCGAUUUGAUUUAUUGGCUCUUCCAUUGCCACUGAGCAAUGCCCAGGAAGCAGGCACAUUGCCAAGGACUGGGGGCAUCUUGACUAGGAAGCUCCUCGUUUGUGUGAGCGUGGGUCAGACCGCCAAAGUAGGACUUGAUCGUUUACCUACCUAUUAUCAAUAUGGUGCUUGAAUAUAUUCCUAUAACUGUAGAACAGUGUGGAAAGUGAUGGUAACUUUGAAGUUGUUCAUGUUUUAUUGGCUUUGUUUUAAUUGACACCAGUAGAGUUUUAAUGGUCUUUGUGUAAAUUUUAAUGGCUUUUCCAUUGUUUUUGCUUCUCUUAAAAAGUUUAAGAAGAAUAUGACCUCAUUAAAUGUGCUGUUUUAUUUGGACCAGUCACACAAAAUGUCUCUCUAGAAUUGACUUUAAAGUUGUUUACAGAAAUUUAAACUCAAUUCCAGAGAUUGAAGUUGUCCAAACAGCUCAUGGGCUUAGUGUCCAAACCCCUGCCCAGCCUUCCCUUUCCAAGUUGGUGCCAUCUCCAGGUAGCCAUUGGUGGUUUUCUUAUUACUGAUGUGGCUGUGGAAUGAUAAGGUCCUAGAGGGGCCCUGGCAUUUCAGGAAGCAGACCUGGUAUUCCCUGACAAACACUGCUUAGGAAAGAGGGCUGGAGAAUAAGAAGCCAGCACCUCAUCAGUCAGCCCUGCAAUGUGAGACUUCCAUAGCUGUUGAGAGUCACUGCAGAUGUUCUUUCAUCCCGGCUGAUUUUAACCCAUGGUUGAGACGUUCCAAGUUAGAUCUGCUGCUCUUAGGUGUGGGGCUGUCCACAUUAGGGAACUUGCCUCAAAAACAGUCCACAGUGGCAAUACCGGAUUUCUGUUCAAGCUUUUUAAAGUGCUGAGUCUUACAAACCCCUGAAGGAAAGUGACCCUUUAAGAGAGGAUCAUCUUUUAUUUAUAUUUAUUUUCACCAAAUAGGGUGAUGAGGGUUGGUUUUUGUUCCCUCAACCCAUUUGGGUAAAAUAACGGAUCUGAUUAGAAACUGUUUUAAGGAGGGGCUGGGCUCGGUGGCUCACGCCUGUAAUCCCAGACUUUGAGAGGCCAAGGUGGUCACGAGGUCAGGAGUUCGAGACCAGCCUAGCCAACGUGGUGAAACCCCGUCUCUACAAAAAAUACAAAAAUUAGCCGGGUGGGACACGCCUGUAAUCCCAGCUACUCAGGAGGCUGAGGCAGGAGAAUAGCUUGAACCCGGGAGGCAGAGGUUGCAAUGAGCCGAGAUCACGCCACUGCACUCCAGCCUGGGUGACAGAGCGAGACUCCGUCUCAAAAAAAAAAAAAGAAAAAUUGUUUUAGCGCUGAGUUUCCCAAGGUGGGAGAGACAGACCCAGCCUGGAGCUGGCCCCGGGCCUGUGUGCUGACUUCUUGGGGUCCUCAAACCACUGUAUAUUUCUGUUGAGCCUGUACUUGGGGAGAGAUCAGUAGCAUUUGAGGAAGUAAGCGAAAAGAAUCAUGGUACCUCAGGGUUUCUUUCCCUUUACUCGCUGGCAGCCGUUGUCUGUGGGCACCUCAUGUUUUUCCACACUCUACUGGGCCGUGGAGGUAACGAUCACCCAGGCCAGUCUCCUCUGCCUGGGAUGCGCCCUCUGAGAGGAGGCCUAGCAGGGCAGGCUCCGUCUGGGCAUCCCUGGAUGCAGCCUCUGGACACAUGCCUCCUUUAAAGUGUCCAGGUGCGGCUCAGGUUGAGUGGAGGUAGAAGGAGAAACAGACAUGUUUACCAUGCGUUUUCCAAAGCUCCUGAUCUUUCCCAAGAUUGUAACUGAAAACUGCUGUCUCUUGUUUUGUUCGUUUUGGGGGUGGUGGUGCUGGCUGGGCCAUGCUUGUGAAGUGAUGUGUGUCUCUGAUUUAACGGAUUCCCUGUUUUCUCUGCUAAUUGAGAGAGCGUUAUUUACAGUAUUUAUUUGUUUUGACACAAGUGCUUUCAGUGUUUUAUCCUAGCUAAUGGCUUCUUAAAGGUAAUAAAACCCUUCCAACGUAAUUGGUCAGAUAAAACUUUUUUUCUUGUAUGCUUAAAUAAAGCAAUUAGUGAAGCACUUCUAUCCAAAAUGACUUUUUUGUCCUUUUUUAAAACCAAUUUAGUGUUACUGGAAACUUUUUGUACAAUAAAGCAAUCACGCAGAUUAAAGAA
This is a messenger RNA of Gorilla gorilla gorilla (western lowland gorilla), 5211 nucleotides long. RefSeq names its product syntaxin 16 (gene STX16). Gene Ontology annotation, molecular function: SNARE binding; SNAP receptor activity; metalloaminopeptidase activity. Gene Ontology annotation, biological process: intracellular protein transport; vesicle fusion; proteolysis. The record is from RefSeq and is a predicted model, not a curated record. Gene Ontology annotation, cellular component: endomembrane system; cytoplasm; membrane. Lineage: Eukaryota; Metazoa; Chordata; Mammalia; Primates; Hominidae. The transcript has 8 exons. The coding region runs from base 1090 to 2004 and encodes 304 amino acids.